Messenger RNA from Bacidia gigantensis, 858 nucleotides. RefSeq lists its product as uncharacterized. The transcript has a single exon. The record is from RefSeq and is a predicted model, not a curated record. NCBI's taxonomy places the organism in Eukaryota, Fungi, Ascomycota, Lecanoromycetes, Lecanorales, Ramalinaceae. The coding region runs from base 1 to 858 and encodes 285 amino acids.
AUGCCGAAAGCCAGAAUCUCAGCAAUAUCCGCCAUCCUAGUUUACAUAUCCAUCCUCCCAAAUCUUGUGAUGAGCUUUGAUUGUAACAGCAUAGCCACAACCCGAUGCUCUGCCAGUAGAUCCGACGACAAACAAGCAUCAGACCUAGUCCAAUUCUCCCGCUGCACCCUCCACCAAAACUCAUUCUCCGCCCUAAUCCUCUGCGCCGACCACAACUUCCCAGUCACUGACAAGGACGACAGCAUCUCCGGGCGACAAAUCUUGCAAUAUGCCAUCUCGGGCUCGGACGGUCUGCCCAAUCCAAGUUGCGGCUGUUGUCCAGCCGUCACGAAGCUACGCAAUGCGCUCCAAAAUCGCAACGCAAAGGACUUCGCGACCGCAUUUUGUGGGCUGAAUCCUACGAAUAAGGGAAUGUGCUGUCUGGGCGCUUGUCUGAUUAAUGAUACGGGCGGUGGAUCAAGUGGGGAACACAAUAUUGAGACGUUCUGUGAGAAGAAGGGUGUAGAACUUAUGGAUACGAAGGUUUUGACUUGCUCCGAGGCGGAUACUACGAAGGCGUGUGGGAAUGCUGAGGCUACCUCGGGUGUGGACGAAGGUGCGGAUGAUACUGGAGGCAGUGCAUCUCUUCGCGGGACUUCUACCGUGGUAGCUACGCGGUCGUCAUUAUCGGCAGCAAUGGCGAGUCCUACGGUUGUGGUCUCGUUGACUCCGAGCCCAUCGACUACUAGCACAUCGAGUUCGCCGCCAACGCCACAGGCUACACCAAACACAAGCGUUGGCUACAAAGGCGAAACGACUUGGUCAAUCCGCCUUGAAAAGCUUAGUCUUGCGAUUCUUUCCUUCCUGGCCGUAUUUUGA